GUAUCUCGAAAGAGUUAUUCUAGAGACACUCAGGCUUUUCCCGCCUGUACCUGUAAUAGCCAGGAAACUCAAUGAAGAUGUAAGGAUUGGUAGUUACAGCCAAUUAUGUCGUCCCAAAGGAUGUCACUGUAGUAAUAGGGCAAUUCGUGGCACACCGUAAUGAGAAAUAUUACCCGAAUCCGUUGGUAUUCAAUCCGGACAACUUCCUACCGGAGAAAAUGCAGCGGAGACAUUACUACGCUUUUAUUCCAUUCAGCGCUGGAUCAAGAUCAUGCGUGGGGCGAAAAUACGCCAUGCUGAAAUUGAAGAUCCUGUUAUCGACGAUAUUGAGAAAUUACCGCAUUACUUCCGACGUGUCGUACCAGGACUUUGCUCUACAAGGCGACAUUAUCCUGAAAAGGAGCGACGGUUUCAACAUCAAGAUCGAGUCACGCAAAUCUACGUCUGAUAAAGGAGUUACACUAAUCGCGCAGAAGCGUGAAGAAGUAUAAAUUUAUCAAUAUAUACAAAUCUGGAUGAAAGUUCUAUUUCCUAUAUUUCAUUUGCUUGUCAAUCAGCCGA
Molecule: messenger RNA, 561 nt
Organism: Harpegnathos saltator (Jerdon's jumping ant)
Lineage: Eukaryota; Metazoa; Arthropoda; Insecta; Hymenoptera; Formicidae
Product: cytochrome P450 4g15-like
Exons: 3
Coding region: 219-491 (90 amino acids)
Molecular function (GO): heme binding; oxidoreductase activity, acting on paired donors, with incorporation or reduction of molecular oxygen; monooxygenase activity
Source: RefSeq, a predicted model, not a curated record